Messenger RNA from Durusdinium trenchii, 1805 nucleotides. Lineage: Eukaryota; Dinophyceae; Suessiales; Symbiodiniaceae. The record is from the annotation of a GenBank genome assembly.
CUCCCAUUUAAUUCCAAGACCUCACUUCGUCACAUAGGGAAAAACAAUGGCGCCCGGACCAAAGAAGAUUGUGAACGUGGAGAGAGGAAAGCACCAGCCGCAUGAGUUCGAUAAGUACGAGGGCGUUGUGCUGGAGACUGCCCACAUUCAGACACCGAUUGAAGAGAUCUACUUCACUGGCAAUAUGCUUUCCAAGUAUGAAGCGUGCACAGAGUCUUUGAAGGACAUAAUCAAUACUGAUGGUGACAAUGAAGAGACAUGGGAAAAGUUCGAUGCAUACUUCACGAAGUUCCUCAACAUGAGUUGGGCAACGAAUUGGGAUGGCAUGAAGUAUGACAUUGUGUUCUAUGGUGUAUCUGGAUACACUGGGUAUUUGAUGAUUCAGUACUUGAAGAGAACUGCUUUGAAGAGAAAUCCAGAGCCCUUCACGUUCGCCUUUGCUGGGCGAACAGCAAACAAGGUGCGAGAAUUGCGGGACCGUGAGUUCAUGGGCACAGAUUGGGAAGAUAUCCCAAUUCUUCAGGCUUCCUACGAUGAUGUGUUUUCUCUAAUGGACCUGUGCCGCAGUGCUUACGUUAUUGUCAAUGUCGCUGGCCCGUACAUGCUGACACAGGGAGAGCUUCUUCUUGAUUGCUGCUGCCGUUGUGGCACGGACUACUGUGAUGUCAGUGGGGAAAUCCCGUGGUCGCAUCGCACGCUAGCAUUGCAUGAGCAGGCCCGCAAGAGCAAGGUGACCUUGAUUCCCAGUGCAGCUGUGGCUGGUGGAUAUCCUGACCUCCUGACCUUCCUGCUGGCGAAGAAGCUUCGGGAAGAACAUGGAGAAGAGCUUCGAAGAUCCAUUGGCUUCUUCACUGGCGGUGGCACUGUUGCUGGAGCGUCUGGAGGUACUUUGGCCAGCCGCGGAGCCAUGAGCAAUGCCUCCGAUGAGACUAGAAAACUGAUGGCAGACCCAUUCGCACUAGGAGGCUUCAUUCCGUCCUUUGACAGGAAUGGCAUGAAAGAGAUGAAUAUCCAGACAGGGACUGGCAAAGUGACUCACAAGGUUCGAAAGGAGGACACCGAUGCGCAACUUUCCAAAGUUUCUCAGUGCCCGUACACAGGUGUUUGGAGAGCUCCUCAUAUGUAUUCUUACUUUGAUACGCGUAUUUGUCGACGCUCCAAUGCCCUGCUCGCGGACCGGAUGAACCAGCCGUAUGGAAAGGACUUUUGCUUCCAGGAGUUUCUGAUGCUGCCGCCGGAAAUUGCUCAAAUGGCGGCCUCUGGGGUGAAAGCUCCUGCAGGACCAUCAGUGGCUGAUGAAAAGGCUGCUUUGAAGGAGAAGGGGCUGUAUUUUCAGCAAGGUUCAGGUCCUGAUCUCAACGCGCUGGAUGAUGCCUACAUAAGUAUCAAUAUGUGGGCACAGACUACUGGCGGUCAUGAAGCAAGGUGCGGCCUGGUGGGCCGUGAUGGUUAUUUUGAGACUGCAAGAUGUGCGGUUGAAAUGGCCAUGACGUUGCGCUUUGACAAGGAGAAAUUGCCAGUUGUCGGCGGUGUGCUCAACGCCACUGUUGUGGGACAGACAUGGUACGCUGAUCGUUUGAUCAACAGUGGUAUGGGCUUCCGGAUGGGCGAUUGGUUUGCUUUCGAGGAGAUGAAACCGCCGCCUUUCUGAGCCAGCUCAGCCAGCUCCAUGAAUCACACCUCUUGCUCGCUCUUCCUAUCGCUCUUUCGCGAGCUCCAUUGUUGAAGCAGGAAGUAGGUGAACUCUAUCCAGAGUGAAGUUCCAGCUUCCUUAAACCUCAAACAACAGGGGAGCAAAGUUCAGA